This is a messenger RNA of Paracoccidioides lutzii Pb01, 531 nucleotides long. RefSeq lists its product as hypothetical. The transcript is spliced from 2 exons. The coding region runs from base 1 to 531 and encodes 176 amino acids. The record is from RefSeq and is a predicted model, not a curated record.
AUGCUGGUUGAUGAGCCAGAACGGGUUUGUCUGACAUUGUCAGCGAGGACCUUAAUCUCGCUUCUUCCGUUUGCGAAAACAUCUUCGGCAAAUAGAUGUGAGAGAGCCCUUCGCCUAUACAGCUCACAUUUUUCUUCCAAUUCUCGUCUCAGACGCGAGAGGCCGAUGAUACUCCGGGGCUGGAGCUAUUUAUUAGUCGGGAUAAUACUGGAUAUUACGGAUACUGAGGUAUCGCGGCUUUCAAUUGAAAACCCUUGCAUGCAGGCCAUGAAAGCCAACAAAAAACCCUGGACAGAGGUGACAUAUGCUGUGCCCCCCUUCAAACAUUACCUUCAGGCAAAAACCCGUCGUCCGUCGCCAAAGAUGAAACAUAUACGAAAUCCAAAAUUUAAGGAAAUAGAGUCGCACAGUUGGGCCUCCUUAGGGAAGGGGAAGCUCAAACUUGGUCAGACAUUUUUGACUUCGGUGAGGACCGUUAUCUUUCUUCAUCCAGGCAAUAUUUUCAUCGGCGCUGUCAUAGAUUACCAAUAG